Molecule: messenger RNA, 1235 nt
Organism: Linum trigynum
Lineage: Eukaryota; Viridiplantae; Streptophyta; Magnoliopsida; Malpighiales; Linaceae
Source: the annotation of a GenBank genome assembly
CCAGCCAAGCCACCGAGACAGCCGCAGCUAACCAGGUAUGUCCGCCGGCAAAGCUCGAAUUUCUCUUCGCCGUUCUUAUGGAGUUCUGAACAUAGCUGUGUUAACCUUCUUUUUCUUGGUUCGGUCAUAGAGAGAAACUCUUACCUUUGUCUAUGUCCGUUUUCAACGGAUACGGAUCUUCUAUUACGAGUAGAAAUGAACUAUAGAUCUCGUAUGAGUUAACCUGAUUUCGCAAUCAAAUAUUCCACAGUCUUCACCCUCAUUGCCUUGUUCUACUCUAUUUUCGUAUUGUGAUGUGAUUGCUUUUCGGUGACUGUAUUUCUGACGUUUCUGGCUUGUAUGAAACAGGUAAGAAGUUGUGGGUUUUGCUCGGAGUUCCCAACAAUGGCGCCUAAAGCUGAUGCUCCCAAGAAGGCUGAUCCUAAGGCACAGGCUGCUAAGGCAGCCAAGUCUGUGAAAUCAGGGCCAACCUUCAACAGGAAGGCCAAGAAAAUCAGGACUAAGGUCACCUUUCACCGCCCCAGGACUCUCAAGAAGGAGAGGAACCCCAAGUAUCCGCGAAUCAGUGCACCUCCAAGGAACAAGCUUGACCAUUACCAGAUUUUGAAGUUCCCAUUGACUACCGAGUCUGCAAUGAAGAAGAUCGAGGACAACAACACCCUUGUCUUCAUUGUUGACCUCCGUGCCGAUAAGAAGAAGAUCAAAGCUGCUGUCAAGAAGAUGUACGACAUUCAGGCCAAGAAAGUUAACACCUUGAUCAGGCCAGAUGGAACCAAGAAGGCUUAUGUCAGGUUGACUCCAGACUAUGAUGCCUUGGAUGUGGCAAACAAGAUUGGGAUUAUCUAAGUUCCAUUCUUUUUGUAGCUACUGCUUCUCAGACUCUGAGCAUUAUUUUAAGAUUUUGACAGUUUUGUUAGUUAUAUGGUGUUAGCAGUGUUCAUCCAUGUCUGUACCUGUCUUUCCAUAGAUGUUUGGAGUAUUCAAGUUUUCAGUUUACGACAUUUUCAUUUUGAAGUUCUAUAUCAGUAUCCAUUAUGCUUUUCAAUAUUAGUAUCCGUUAUGCUCUCAUUAGAGUUCCGACUUCCUGUUGAUACACAUAGAAACCCUCUGCUGAAAGAUGUUUAUCAAGUCCAUGCGCUUUGAUUAGGGGUGGCUAUACGGUCCGGUCCGUUUAAAUUGGUUCAAAUUGAUCCGGUCCAGUCCGGUCUUUUUGAAAAUAUAAGGACCGAAGAUUG